AUGAGGGAUAAUCGCUGGAACACCACAGCCCUUCUGCUCCUUCGCAUAUCGCAGCUCGUGCUGGGGGCGACUAUACUAGGAAUAUGCGCCUAUUUCGCACCUAAUUACGACGACUGGUUAAUACCUUUCGAUAUUGUGCUCAGCGCCUUCACGUUAGUCUGGGUAGCCGUGGUUCUAGGUCUCUUCUUCGCGAGUAGACUCCUCCCAUUGAUCGUGACCAUGGUGGACCUGGUUCUAGCUGUAUUCUACAUCGUCUCGAUCGCCAUAACGGCAGACAGCUACUCCCGCGCAAUCGGUAACUCCUGUGCCUUCCUCCUCUCGCAACCGAACAUGGACGAGGCCGCGUUCCGGGAUUGCGGAGAGCUGGAGGCGGGGUUCCGCGUUUUGAUUACGCAGACGUUGACGUUUCUCGGAGCGAUUAUCUGGGAUGGCGUAGUCUUGCACCGGAAUCGCAAUGGGAAGCCUAGGGAUGUUCAAGACGCUGCGAAGAAUGCUAUGCAUGGUGCAGAUGCUGGCAGUGGGCAGAUGGUGAGGAUAGGGGGAACUUAUAGGAUGCCGGAACCUAUGGUGGACCCGGAAAACGGUGGUCACGGCGAAAAUGGAAAUCAUGGGGCGCGGGUCCCUCUAUCACAGCACCAGCUGAGGGGUUUCCCGAUUUAUCCGACUCGGAUCGCUACUCUGUUUGAUCCUCGCAUGCAGCAGCACUUACCCCCAGCGAUGCCACAGCAGGGCGUCAUGGCACAGUUUCAUCAGCAUCAGAACCAUCACCAGCAGCAACAGAUUUACCAGUUUGACCAGGUUCAGCAGCACCAGCAACAAUACCAACACCAAUGGCGGUCUCAGCACCAGCGUCAGCGAUAUCAGGAGAAUCGAGGACCGCCCCCGCAGGAGCUAGAUGGAUCGUACUAGCGGAAUCUCCUUUUAUUAUGCUGUUAUGACUUUGUUUAUAAAAUGGGUUAGGUUGGUCAUGUUGGUCGUGCAUGAUACUUUCACCGGUUAAGUUCUUAGCCUGUGCGAGUAUGAUAUUUUGUUUCCAAAGUUCGUGGUAAUGCGGUUGCCUCUUGCUUGUUUGAUGUUAGGUGUUGUCUGCGUUUUUUUCUUCUUUGCCGAGUGAAAGAUUGUGUUUGCUCAAUCUACUCGAAUUAGCUUAGCCUAAAUAUUACCCUAAGAA
Tuber melanosporum (Perigord truffle) is the source of this 1171-nucleotide messenger RNA. RefSeq lists its product as uncharacterized. NCBI's taxonomy places the organism in Eukaryota, Fungi, Ascomycota, Pezizomycetes, Pezizales, Tuberaceae. Gene Ontology annotation, cellular component: membrane. The coding region runs from base 1 to 909 and encodes 302 amino acids. The record is from RefSeq and is a predicted model, not a curated record. The transcript is spliced from 2 exons.